Molecule: messenger RNA, 617 nt
Organism: Emiliania huxleyi CCMP1516
Lineage: Eukaryota; Haptophyta; Isochrysidales; Noelaerhabdaceae
Exons: 1
Source: RefSeq, a predicted model, not a curated record
GCCAGGAAUUUCGACGAGAUUGUGCGGCAGGUGGUCGGUCUCGAGUACGAGAUGCCUCGCCACGUGCCGCGUGAGGCGGCCGAGCUGGUCGAGGGCAUGCUGCAGCUCUCGCCGUGCGACCGACUCUCGGUGGAAGAGUUGGUGGCCAAUGAUUGGGUGCGCCACUCCCGUUUCGCGCAGGAGCCGCUCACCGCCGGCGCCGCCGUCUGCGAGGUUAGCGACGACGAUGGCGCGAAGGGGGCGCGGACGUUUUUCGAUCGCCACCGCGCGCAGCUGCGGCGGCUCGGCGUCGGGCUGCUCUACGUCAUGCUCUGCGCGUUGCUGCUGGCCCGAGAGCUGCGACCGACGUCAUAGCGCGGAAUCUCUCCCCACACCACUAUUACACGUACGGUGUUACCAGUAUGGAGAGAAAUCUCCCAGACCCAGUAUAUGUGAUCUGUGAUCUGUAAGGGUCCGCCCGCAGGCGCAUUUUGUAUACCGAGGCGGUGCCCGGUGCCGACGCCUGUCGGACCUUGAGACAGCAUGUAGAUCCCUGGGCGAGGGUGAUGGCGUCCCCGUCGGGUCAGGAAGGCUGAAGGACCCAGUAUAUGUUUUCGUCUAAACACACAAGAUGCGGC